Molecule: messenger RNA, 5154 nt
Organism: Sphaeramia orbicularis (orbiculate cardinalfish)
Lineage: Eukaryota; Metazoa; Chordata; Actinopteri; Kurtiformes; Apogonidae
Gene: fhod1
Product: formin homology 2 domain containing 1
Exons: 28
Coding region: 68-4255 (1395 amino acids)
Biological process (GO): cortical actin cytoskeleton organization
Cellular component (GO): cytoplasm; cytoskeleton
Molecular function (GO): actin filament binding
Source: RefSeq, a predicted model, not a curated record
AGGAGGACGGACACGCACAGACCCACGGACCCACUGUGACCCGCACUCCGGCGGCGGUGACACGGCCAUGGCCUCCAUCCUCUGCCGGGUCCAGUACCUGGAGGACUCGGACCCGUUCGUGUGCACGAACUUCCCCGAACCGCGCCGACCUCCGACGGUGAACGUGGAGGAGAACCUGCCGCUCAGUGAGCAGCUGCCCGGGAUCCACAAGCUGCUGGAGGCGCCGCUCAAGUUGGAGGAGUGCACCCUUCAGUUGUCUCCUAAUGGAAACUACCUGGACCUGGACUCGUCUCUGUCGGAGCAGAGGGACGAGUUGGAGACGUUCUACGCAGACGUAGAAAAAGGAAAGAAGCCCAUCCUGAUCCUGAGGACUCAGCUCUCCGUCCGGGUUCACUCCAUCCUCGAGAAGCUGUAUAACUCUCAGGGUCCAGAGCUCAGACGGUCUCUCUUUUCCCUCAAACAGCUCUUUCAGGACGAUAAAGAUCUAGUUCCAGAGUUUGUGGCGUCUGAAGGUUUGACAUGUUUCAUUAAAGUGGGAGCGGAGGCCGACCACAACUAUCAGAACUACAUCCUGAGAGCUCUCAGUCAGAUCAUGCUGUUUGUGGACGGGAUGAACGGAGUGAUCAACCACAACGAGACGGUGCAGUGGCUGUACACGCUGACAGGAAGCCUGUCUCGUCUGGUGGUGAAAACAGCUCUGAAGCUGCUGAUCGUGUUUGUGGAAUACGCAGAAUCCAACAGUCCUCUGCUCAUCAACGCUGUCAACACAGUGGACGGAAACAGAGGUGUGAAGCCGUGGAGUUACGUGAUGGAAGUCCUGGAAGAAAGAAACGGUUCAGACACAGAGCUCCUGAUGUUCGCCAUGACGCUGAUAAACAAGACCUUGGCCGUCCUCCCAGACCAGGACUCCUUCUAUGAUGUGACGGACAGUCUGGAGCAGCUGGGCAUGGAGACCAUCAUCCACAAACACAUGAACAACAAGGCCACGGAACCAGACCUGCGCACACAGUUCACCACCUACGAGACGGCCCUGAAAUACGAGGACGGAGACAUCGACGACCCGUCGUCUCACCUCCGUAAAGAGCGUCGUAAACCUGCCGCCGGUGAACAGGAAGGUCGGAGGAGUCGCCGCUCCUCGGCCCAGAACCUCCCUGACCUCCUGUCCUCCUCCACCUCCUCCUCGCCCUCCAUCUCCCCCGCCAUCACGCCCACCUUCCUGUCCCCAUCCUCCGUCAACACCCCCGUGUCCCCCGCCAUCUCCUCCGCAUCGUCCUCCAACCCUAGCAGGGCCUCCUCCCCGCUGACCUCUGACCUCGGUAGCCCCUCCUCCAGCCCCCCGGGGUCACAGAGGUCGUCUCCUGUGCCGCACGGUGCCGCCAACGGAUCAGCGCCGGUGACCGCAGAACCGGAACCGAAGGUGCCGCUGAGCCCGGGUCGCUCUUUCCUCAGUCAUCACAUGUCGGCUCUGGGUCUGAGCAGAAAGUCCAGACUGUUCUCCAAAACCAGCUCCAUCUCAGAGGAGCCUUCAGCCGCCGGCAGCUCGUCUCCGUCAGAACCGUCUCACACCCAUUUCACAGCCGAGGCGCCGAGCAACAAGACGGAGACCAAGACCAGCUUCAACUCUGGGGAGGAUGAAGAGCUCUUCUGCCCAGAUGACUGUAAUGUAAAAAUGGACAAGCCGGUUCUGAGGAAGUUUGAAGAUCACUUCCUGCGUAACCUCGCUGCCACCCAGUGGGAGAAGAGGAGGAGGAGUAAACACCAAAACCUGCCUCGGGUGUCCUCGUCUGAUGAUGUCAUAGCCCCGAGUCCACAGCCUGUAGACGACAGAGGCAGUGUCUCUACUGAAGGUCAGACGUCCAGAGGUUUGGACACAAUCGGACAUGCAGAGUCCCAGAAUGAAACAGCACCACCGAUCCAGCGUCAGUGCAGUACGUUGUCCAACGACAGGAAGUUCCUGCUGGACAUGCUCUAUUCUAAGACCUCAACCACGACGCCGCUGAGCCCCGCCCCUGCUCCUGACACCACCGAAGAAGAAGGGCCCGCCCCCUCUGGUGGUGAUAUAGGAGCCAUAGGCCGUGUAUCUGAACGCGUGUCGAGCUUCCGAGCACGCUCGGUAGAGCCCGCCAGCCCGAGUGAGAGCAGCGCUUCCCGGAGGGCGGAGCUAGAGGGACUGGAGGGUUCGGCCCAGGCAGCACUGGCCCGAUUGGCUGAAGAGAAGCAGAACCGCCAGCUCCGGCAGCAGUGCAGCAUCGACGUGGAGAGCCACGCCCGUCGCCUGGACACCAUCCAGAUGACCCCCCUGGGCGCCGGGGGUCACACCGACGCCUGGGACCAGCUGCAGCCCAGCGCCGCCGCCCUGCGCAUCAAAGACCUGGACUUCUCCGACCUGAUGGACGAAGAGGACAUCGACGUGUUGGACAUGGACGCCUUUGACUCCGCCUCCCAUCUAUCCGCCGUCCCUCCUCCUCCUCCUCCCAUCCCCGGACUGGCUGCACCUCCUCCCCCUCCUCCCCCACCCCCUCCUCUUCCUGGUGGUCCAGGAGCAGCCGGACCCCCUCCUCCACCCCCUCCUCCUCCUCCUCCUGGCGCUCCUCCUUUACCUCCUCCUCCUCCGGCCUUCGGGGCCGAGUCGUCGCAGAAGAAGAAGAAGAAGACGGUGAAGUUGUUCUGGAAGGAGCUGAAGCAGGCAGACGCGGCGCAGAAGUGUCGUUUUGGACGGGGGACGGUGUGGGCGUCGCUGGAUAAGGUUGCCGUGGACACCGCCCGCCUCGAACACCUGUUUGAGUCCAAGGCCAAAGAACUACCCGUUGCCAAGAAAGGAGCAGAGACAAAAAAGGCUGAGAUUCUGGUCCUUGAUCCGAAGAGGAGCAACGCCAUCAACAUCGGGAUGACCGUCCUGCCCGCCAUCCACGUCAUCAAGACCGCCAUCCUCAACUUUGACGAGUUCGCCAUCAGCAAAGAGGGAAUCGAGAAGAUCCUGACCAUGACCCCCACUGAGGAGGAGAAGCAGAAGAUCCAGGAGGCCCAGUUGGCCAAUCCUGACGUUCCUCUGGGUUCUGCCGAGCAGUUCCUGUUCAGCCUGGCCUCCAUCAGCGCCCUGACCCCCCGCCUGCAGCUCUGGGCUUUCAAACUCAACUACGAGGCUCUGGAGAAGGAGAUCGCAGAGCCGCUGUUCGACCUGAAGCUGGGGAUGGAACAGCUGGCAUCCAAUCAGACCUUCAAGAGAAUCCUGGCUACGCUGCUCGCCAUUGGAAACUUCCUCAACAGCUCCAACGCUAAAGGCUUCGAGCUGGGUUACCUGGAGAAGGUGGUGGAGGUCAAGGACACGGUUCACCGUCAGUCUCUGCUGCAUCACACCUGCAGCCUGGUGGUGGAAAAUUACCCAGAAUCCUCUGAUGUCUACUCAGAGGUCCCUGCCAUCACCCGUUCUGCCAAGGUGGACUUUGAGCUGCUCUCAGAAAACCUGGUCCAGCUGGAGAGACGCUGCAAAGCAUCAUGGGACAAUUUAAAGGUGGUUGCCAAACAUGAAACUAAAGCGGUGCUGAAGAACAAGAUGACGGAGUUCCUGAAAGACUGUACACAGAGGAUCAUCAUCCUGAAGGUGGUGCACCGCAGGGUCAUCAACAGGUUCCACUCCUUCCUGCUGUUCCUGGGUCAGCCGUCGUCCUCGGUCAGAGACAUUAAAGUCACCAGUUUCUGUCGGAUCAUCAGUGAGUUCGCUCUGGAGUAUCGAACCACCAGAGAACGAGUCCUCACCCUCAAACGGAAACGAGCCGCCCACCGAGAGAGAACCAAGACCCGCGGCAAGAUGAUCACCGAGACGGAGAAGUUUUCAGGGGCGGUACCUCAAGAGAAUAGCCCCUCCCCUGUCUCCAUAGCAGCAGAGGCGGCGCCUGGUCAGGAGGAGGAGCAUGAGAACAUGAAGAACCUCCUGAUCAGCAACGACACCCUUCAUGUCAACCAGGGCGGACUGAGACGGUCCAGAGCCGUUCGCAGUCUGGGCAGAGUGAGUCCAUCUCAGAUGACGGUGGCUAAAGACGACGGAACCAGCUCCCAAGACGACGCCACGGACGAGAUCAUGGACCGGCUGGUCAAGUCCGUUACCCAGAAUCCCUCAGACAGACAAUCCAGCCCCAAAACCCGCAAACGCUCCAGAAUGAACAGGAAGUCAUUGCGGCGGACUCUGAAGAGCGGCCUCAGUCUGGACGUGGUUCAGGCUCUGGGUCUCAACAACAAGACAGGAGACAAAGUCUGAGCGGAGACGAUCAAUCGACUGAUCGAUCGGUGGAUGAACACUAAUGUGAUGAAUCGGUCGAGCAGGAGGACGAUCAUCCAUCUGAUCUGAUUCACCGCCAACACACUCAGAAGCACUGUUCCUCUGCCGUUUGGAGACGCUUAGUUACAGAGACGUUGGAGAUGAAAUGAUUGAUGAGGCACAUUUUCUGUGGUUUUUAACGUGUUUAUGAAUUCAGAAGAAAAACCACCGAAGCUCAGCCAUAAAACCAAACAUUUACAGGAGCCACUGAGUCACCGAUCAGCUGUUUUCCUCUUAUUCCAACAGUAUUUCCCCUUUAAAACUAAACCUGGUGUCAAAUAAGAAUGUAAAGUGUAAAAUAUAAAAUAUAAAGACAAAUAUUCAGAUGUACGACAGCGGAUUAGGGCAGUGCAAGAAAAUAAAAACAGAAUAAAGUCGUAAAAUAUUGAGAUAAAACCUGUAAUUUCAUGAGAAUAAAGUCAAAUACAAAAAGAGUCACCAUUUUAAGAGAACGAAGUCGUAAUAUUAUAAGAAAAUUUGUAGUUAAAAAAAAAAAUCAUAAUUUAACGGAAAUAAUGCCAUACUUUUAUGGGAUUAAAGUUGUAAUAUUUUGAGAAUAAAGCCAUAACAUUGUGAGAAAAAGUCGUAGUUUAAAAAAAACUCAGAAUUUAAUGGAAAUGUCGUACUUAUAUGAGAUUAAAGUCGUAAUAUUUUGAAAAUAAAUUUGCUAUACUGCAAUAAAAAGUCAGAAUGUAUAAACUGUAUGCCUUAAACCUAGUUGAUGACAGAGUUUCCAGUUACAGCAAACUCGCUUCAAAGUCCUUCGACUAAUGCUAAUGUGUUGAUGGUGGGCGGGGCUAAUCAGCUCAGUAUUUGGUGGGCGGGGCUAAUAGGCUCAG